Messenger RNA from Balaenoptera acutorostrata (minke whale), 5107 nucleotides. It is a transcript of the gene SYBU, whose product is annotated as syntabulin. Gene Ontology annotation, biological process: synapse maturation; axonal transport of mitochondrion. NCBI's taxonomy places the organism in Eukaryota, Metazoa, Chordata, Mammalia, Artiodactyla, Balaenopteridae. The transcript is spliced from 9 exons. The record is from RefSeq and is a predicted model, not a curated record. Gene Ontology annotation, cellular component: vesicle; cytoplasmic microtubule. The coding region runs from base 475 to 2514 and encodes 679 amino acids.
UCGGGAAACCGAGCCUGCAGCGCAGGCGGCUGGGGCCCUGGCGACUGGGACUGCGCCUGCGGGUCGGGAAUCCCCCGGAGCAGGAGCGCGUCGCCGCGCCGCCCUUACCGGUGCCGGCCCUUUGGUCCCCGCCCUUCUCCCCCGUCGGUUCGCAGCCCCGGCCGCGGCCCAGCGGCUACAGAGGCCGAGGGGCCGCCACCCGGAUCCCAGCGCUCGGGCGGCGAAGGCACCACGUGUCCGGCCCGGGCUGGCGCGGGCGGAGCGGGCCGUGCCCGGCUCCCCCAGCCCGAGCGCACACCCGCGGAGGCGCCGGGUCCCAUCCAUACCCGACGCCGGCCCAGCCGGCCCCCGGCCUCCCUGGCGCGCGUGGAUGCCUCUUCCUGGACGGCGCGAUGGGGCCCUUCUGGGAGAACAAGGGUGCCUCCUCCUGGACGGCGGCAGCGGCGGCGCGAGGAGCCGGCGGGCGGCAGCGCGAUGGGACCCCUUCGGGAGACCAAGAAGGAGCAGAGAGUGCAGCAUCAUGAGAAGGAGAUUUCCCGAAGCCGGAUUCCCCGUUUGAUUCUUCGGCCCCAUCUGCCUCGGCAACAGCACCAAGUGUCCCCAGCCUCUGAGUCUCCCUUCUCGGAGGAAGAGAGCAGAGAGUUCAACCCCAGCGGCUCUGGGCGCUCAGCGAGGACCAUUAGCAGCAACAGCUUCUGCUCAGAUGACACAGGCUGUCCUAGUAGUCAGUCAGUAUCUCCCGUGAAAACGCCCUCGGAUGCUGGCAGCAGCCCUGUUGGCUUUUGCCCUGGAAGUGAUGAAGACUUUACUAGAAAGAAAUGCACAGUUGGAAUGGUUGGUGAGGGAAGCAUCCAGUCAGCUCGACAUAAGAAGGAACCAAAGUCAGGCCUUGUAAAGCCAGCAUACAGGGUCCGGUGUGUAUCGAGGGCACAAUCAACAUUGGUUGACCUCAACAGCAAAGGUAGCGAAGCCGAUUUCAGCUCCUCGAGCAGCACCGGCAGCAUCUCGGCUCCUGAGGUCCACAUGUCUGCUGCGGGAAGCAAGCGCUCCUCUUUCUCACGCAAUCGAGGUCCCCACGGGCGGAGCAAUGGAGCUUCAUCGUACAAGUCUGGCAACAGCCCACCCUCCCCACGGGAGAAGGACCUUCUGUCCAUGCUGUGCAGGAAUCAGCUGAGUCCCGUUAACAUCCAUCCCAGUUAUGCGCCUUCUUCCCCCAGUAGCAGCAACUCCGGCUCCUACAAGGGAAGUGACUGCAGCCCCGUCAUGAGGCGAUCUGGAAGGUACAUGUCCUGUGGUGAAAAUCAUGGUGUCAAACCCCCAAAUCCAGAGCAGUACUUGACUCCUCUGCAGCAGAAGGAGGUUACAGUGAGACACCUGAAGACCAGGCUCAAGGAGUCUGAGCGCCGACUGCAUGAGAGGGAGAGUGAGAUCGUGGAGCUGAAGUCCCAGCUGGCCCGAAUGCGGGAGGACUGGAUUGAGGAAGAGUGCCACCGGGUGGAGGCCCAGCUGGCCCUCAAGGAAGCCCGGAAGGAGAUUCAGCAGCUCAAACAGGUCAUCGAAACGAUGAGGAGCAGCUUGGCCGAUAAGGACAAAGGCAUUCAGAAAUAUUUUGUGGACAUAAACAUUCAAAACAAGAAGCUGGAGUCUCUACUUCAGAGCAUGGAGAUGGCGCACAAUGGCUCUCUGAGGGACGAGCUGUGUCUCGACUUUCCGUGUGAUUCCCCGGAGAAGGGCUUAGCCCUCGGCACGGCUUUCGGCCCGACGGCCGAUGCGCUGACCCCGGAGGAGCCGGCCGUGGAGGCGGGGGCCAGCAGCGAGCUGCUGGGGGAACACAGCGCGGGCCACGGCACAGGUGUGUUCGAUGAGCUGGUGACAGCCACCACCGUGGAGGCCGGCGACCUGGAGCUGCUUCGUGCCAGCCCUGGGGCAAAGGCCCUCGAGUUGGAGGGUCAGGAAGAGGGCAGCGCGGUGGCGGAGCAGGCCGUGCAGACCGACGUGGUGCCCUACAGCCCUGCCGUCUCCGAGCUCAUCCGGCACGUGCUCAAGCUCCAGGACCCCUGUCCCUCCAGCUCCACGUCCCCUGAGGAUGAGUCCGGGGCCGACUCGAUGGAAAGCUUCCUGGAGUCCAUCUCUGCCAUCGUGGUCGAUUUAACUCCAAGAAAUCCAAACUCUGCCAUCCUUUUGUCUCCCGUGGAGACCCCGUCCGCCGAGGUGGGUCCGGAGGCACGUGGGAACCGCCUCAUGAGAGAGCUGGAUUUUGCAGGCUCCGCGGAGGAAAGGCUGGACGGCCUGGUCCCGCUGUCCGGCGGGGGCGUCGUGGGGCGGUACUGGAGCAGCAGUUUCCUGGUGGAUCUCCUGGCCGUGGCGGCCCCCGUGGUCCCCACCGUGCUGUGGGCGUUCAGUACGCAGAGGGGGGGAACGGAUCCCAUCUACAACAUCGGGGCCUUGCUGCGGGGCUGCUGCACGGUGGCGCUGCACUCGCUCCGCCGCACCGCCUGUCAUAUCAAACCCUAAAGAGAAGAUGUCACUUCCGCGUGCCAGUCUGUGCCGCGUGGCCUGCUGCCAGGUGGAGAAGCAGCGGGUCGGCCUGUGGCGGUCUCUGUUCUGUCGUUUUUGCUCCUCGGUGUUUGAUUUGCACUAUACUUAGCUGAAGCCUGUUCACUGUUUAAAACGGGAGGUAUCUUCGAAGGCAUGGAGACCUGGUUCCAGUACAUGUCCCGCCAGUGUGAUACAGAAAGCAUGCUCAUGAUCCCGCCGUGUCGUCUGAGGUGCCCAUACUUAUCCUAGUGGUUCAGGUAGAGAAAAUGCAAAGUUUGCACUUUCAAGACAGCUUCUAUAAGGCUGGCAUGUUAUCUCCUUGCUUUGCUUUUUGCCGUUUUAAAAUGUGUAAUUGUUACAGCAUUCCAGUGGUCUUGUGCAUAGCAGGGGACCGUAACCAAAAAGAAAAAUGUAUUUGUGUCAUUGGUUUGAAGAAGCCUUGAUAGCUCUUUAGUGUCUUACUUGGGGUUGAUAAGGUUUGAGUGUUUGCAGUUUUCUACUAGAUGUAGCUCCAAAGUCUUAAAUGGCUCGUCUGUUCUUAAACCUGUUAAUUGAUGAAACUAUAUGUAAGGUUUACAUUGUAUUAACUUAUUUUUUGCUUAUUAUAUAUAGUGUUUUAUUGAAAAUCGUUUGUAACCACACACUUCAGCAUGAUGAAAAUAAAGAUUAGUGUUUCCAUUUAAAUAAACGUUCUAUCCUCCUAUAAAAUAAUUAUCUCUGUGAUUUUACUUUUACGUAUGAUAAGACAGACUAAAUGGAUAGCAGAUCCUUCUGUCUUUAACAGUAGGGAUCUGUAAAAAUGGAAUUAAAUGAUAAAGAGGGAAAAAUAAUUAUUAAAGAAAGGUGAGGACCUCCUACUCUGUCUUUUAAAAAGCAUUGUUUCUGAAGACAAGUAGCUUUGAUUGUUUGUUUGCUCUGAAAUUAUCCAUACACUUGUUAGUCCACAUAUUUAUUCAGUAAGGAUAUAUUGAGCAUUUUCACGAAAGUUGGGCUGAUUUUGUUUUAAAGCAUGCUAGGGGUUCAGAGAGGGAGAAAAUGCUGCACCAUAUGUCUCCUCCCCUUGGAAUAAUAGGGUGAGAGUGGGUGGCUGGGAAGGGUCACACCAAUCUUGUGAUAUGGGUAUUACUCUGCUUUACAGAUAAGGGAGCUGAGCCUUAAAGAGGUAGAUUGCUCAGGAUCUCAUCUUUCAUCUCUAGAAGCCAAGAUUUCAAGGGUCUGCAAAGCAAAUGACUUUUCCACUUUACACACAAAUGGAAGAGACUGGGGAAUAUUCUAAGUUUUCACCCAGAAACUCUUCUUCCACAGCACUUAUCACCUUUAAACGUACUGUAUUGUCACUUACUAUGUCUUGCUUAUUGCCCAUCUCCCCCACUAAAAUGCUAGGUCUCUGAGGGCAGAGAUCUGUGUUCUGUUUCGUUCACAGAAAAAUGUCAAGAACUUAGAACAGCAGGUGGUAUUUUGUAGGGGUUCUAAAAAUAGCUGUUGAAUGAAUUCAUCCAACAAAUUCUUAUUGGGUGCUCACACGUUAGGCACUUCGCUAGGCCUGUCAUCAAUAGCCAAGGAGACAGACAAGGCUUCUGCCUUCAGGGAACUUACAUUCUGUCUGUGAAAGACACAGAACAUGCCAACAAAUGAACAAAUUAAUUCUGGAGAGUGGUAAAUGCUUCCAAGGGAAUAAGGUGCUUUGACCAAGACUGAUGGGGACAAAGGCAAGGAACACCUGUCUGAAGAAAUAACAUUAGUGCUAAUGGAUGAUAAAGAGCCAGCUGUGGGAAGAUAUGGGAGGUAAAAUUUUGCAGAAAGAACAGAGGCAAAGGCCCUGAGGCAGAAAAGGGCUUGACAUGUUAGAGGGGCAUCAAGGAGACCAGUGUAGCUAGAGCCGAAUGAGGGGUAAGGGGGUGGUUGGAGAAGUGGAAGAGAAGCUAGUUCAUAUGGGGCCACACGUAAACCAUGGUAGGGUUGUUUGAAUUUAUUCCCAGUGCAAUGAGAAAUAUUAACAGACUUUAUACAGGACAAUGGUACAAUCUGGGUUUUUUUCUUUCUUUUUUUUUCUUUUUUUGACUCUGUGGCUGCUAUGUGCAGGAUGUAUUGUACGGAGGCAGGAGUGGCAACAGGAAGACCAUUGUAAUAGUCCAGAUGAGUGACGACAAUUUGGAGGUGGAAGUGGAUAUAGAGAUGAAGUUGAAUAAUUAAAGAAUAGAUCUUGAAAAUAGUACUGAUGCAAUUUUGCUGAUAGAUGGGAUGUGGGGAGGAGAUGAGGUAGAGUUUAAGGAAGAGAGAAAUUUAGGAUCACUCAGGUUUUUGACUUGAGCAUCUGGGUCAAUAGUGGUGUCAUUUACUGAGAAUGGAAAAGUUCAAGAGAAACUAGUUUGGGACAAUAAAUUUGAGAAGUCCGUUAAAUAUGUGGAAAUGUCAAGUGAGUAAUUGAAUGUAUGAAUGUGAAAAUCACAGGAGUCAUCAGGGCUAGGGUUAUAAAAUAGGGGUUCUUCAGCCAUUUACAUACUGUUUAAAACCAUGGGACGGAUGAAAUCAAUCCAGGGAGAGUGUAAAAGAGAAAAGAAGGCCAGGG